AUGGCGGAAGAAGGAAAAUUAGGGAGGUUUCUGAACAGGAAGGAAUAUACCUCUUGUGGUGACAAUGAGAGGUCAUACCGUUCAAGGGAUAAACCCGUAAAGGAUGAAGAAAGAAAAGAUGUUUCUAGUGAUACACGUGGGGUCAUCAAUAUGAUCAUAGGAGGUUUUCCAGAAGGAUACCCCACCCUCAGAGCGGCAAGAGAUAGUGUCCACACUCUGAUCCAACAGCCUCACAUAGAUCCAUUGGUAGUAACAAUCAAGAUUGGCCAGAUGAAGGUGAAGAGAAUACUAAUUGACACAGGAAGUAUAGCGGAUUUGGUUAUGAUGGAUUGCCUCAAACAGAUGAAAUUCGAGGAAAAACACUUCCAACCUGUUGACAAACCCCUCAUUGAUUUUGGAGGUAAUCGAGUCUUUUCCCUUGGGACUAUCUUACUUCCAAUACGUGUGGGGGAGAGAAACAAUUGCAAAACAAUGCUCAUCCGUUUUACCGUGGUAGAUUUAAAAUUUCUCUAUAAUGCCAUAAUGGAGCUCCCCCUCAUCAACAAGCUUAAGGCUCCAAAUUUCGUGAUAUCUUUGCUUUCUCUAUCGAGGAAAUGCCCCGGUAUUCCACCCAGCAUCACGUGCUACAAGUUAGACAUCAAACUUGGAUACAAACCUGUCAAGCAAAAGCUACGACACCAAGGGAAAGAAAGAAUAGAAGCUGCUAAAGAAGAAGUUGAUAAGUUACUUAAGGCUGGUUUUAUCCGGGAACGCCAAUACUCUGAGUGGCUCUCCAACGUAGUAUUGGUCAAGAAACCCAACGGGAAAUGGCGAAUGUGUGUUGACUUCAUAGACCUGAACAAAGCCUGCCCAAAGGAUGAUUAUCCUCUUCCAAAGAUUGAUCGUCUAGCAGACUCCACGGUAGAGCAUGCCUUGCUAAGCUUCAUGGACGCUAAUGCAGGUUACCACCAAAUUCUUCUAGCCUUGGAAGAUCAACCUCAUACGACGUUCAUCACAAGUAUCAGAGUAUAUUGUUACAAGGUAAUGCCAUUUGGGUUAAAGAAUGCGGGAGCCACAUAUCAACGCAUCGUGAACAAGUCUUUAACUCCCAAAUAG
Messenger RNA from Amaranthus tricolor (Joseph's coat), 1095 nucleotides. RefSeq lists its product as uncharacterized. The transcript has 3 exons. The coding region runs from base 1 to 1095 and encodes 364 amino acids. Lineage: Eukaryota; Viridiplantae; Streptophyta; Magnoliopsida; Caryophyllales; Amaranthaceae. The record is from RefSeq and is a predicted model, not a curated record.